UGAAACAUAGUGGCUUUACAGGAGGGCCACCAUGGAUUCUCAGGCUUUGUUGUCAAAACAAGUCGAUGCUCAGCUUCAUGUAGUCAUGUUUCCAUGGCUAGCUUUUGGCCAUAUGAUACCAUUCUUGGAGCUUGCCAAGCUCAUUGCUCAAAGUGGUAAUCAUGUGUCCUUCGUAUCUACCCCUAGGAACAUUGAUCGUCUCCCAAAGCUUCCUCCAAAUUUGGCACCUUUUAUCACUUUCGUGAAGCUGCCGCUGCCCCAUGUGCCAAACCUCCUGGAGAACGCGGAGGCCACAGCUGAUCUUCCGAAUGACAAGGUUCAAUUUCUCAAGGUGGCCUACGAUUUGCUUCAACAGCCCAUGACUCGUUUCCUAGAUGCUGCGGAUCCGGACUGGGUUAUUCAUGAUUUUGCGCCUUAUUGGUUGGGCCCUAUCGCCACCAAGCUUGGUAUUUCGUGCGCUUUCUUCAGUAUAUUCAACGCGUCCUGUGUGGGUUUUUUCACUCCAGGGGACCAGUUAGAGUAUCGGUCGGAGCCUGACCAUUUCACAGUUCCUCCCAAGUGGGUGCCGUUUCAGUCAAAGGUAGCGUUUCGGUACUUUGAAAUAAAGAAGAUCAUUUCUGAGGGCCUGAGUGGUGAUGCUUCGGGCGUUUCGUUUAAGUACCGGCUCACAGAAAGCAUCGAAGGCUGCGACCUGUUGGCCGUGAGAAGCUGCUUUGAGUUGGAACCCGAGUGGCUGCGCCUCUUAGAGCAGCUUAACCGUAAACCAGUUAUUCCGGUGGGUCAGCUAGCUCCCGAAUUGGACGAUCGUGGGGACUAUGGUAAGGAUGAGACAUGGCAGCAAAUCAAGGAAUGGCUAGACAAACUAGCCAGAGGGUCGGUGGUGUAUGUGGCAUUCGGGAGCGAGGCCAAACCCAACCAAACAGAAAUCACUGAAAUCGCUCUUGGGUUGGAGCAGUCCGAGCUACCCUUCUUCUGGGUGCUAAAAAUGAGCCUUGACCCCUCGGAUACUGAGAUGGUCAAGCUGCCAGAAGGAUUCGAGGAGCGAACCAAGGGUCGCGGGGUAGUGUGCACGAGUUGGGCGCCUCAGCUAAAGAUACUGAGUCACGACUCCAUCGGUGGAUUCUUGAGUCACUCCGGGUGGAGCUCCGUGGUGGAGGCACUGAGUUUGGAGAGACCUCUCAUUCUGUUGACAUUUUUCGCUGACCAAGGCUUGAACGCUAGUUUUUUGCAGGAGAAGAAGAUGGGGUAUCUGAUUCCCAGAAAUGAGGGAGAUGGAUCAUUUACGAGGGAGGCAGUGGCCCAGUCACUGAGGCUGGUAAUGGUGGAGGAAGGGGGCAAGAUUUACAGGGAUAAAGCCAAGGAGAUGAGCAGUCUGUUUCGAGACAGGGACAAGCAGAAACAGUACAUGGAUAAUUUUGUGAGCUAUCUCAAAGCGUAUAGACGCAUCAAGAAUAAGGGUGUGGCAGCAAGUUAAGCCAGUGCAAUAGACGCUGUGGUGGGAGUACGUGGUUAACAUUUUGAAACUACUGUAUCCCGCAUGUACUGCGCUUUUGGCGGUGCGUUAGAAAAGAGCACGAACGACCGUGAUGUGUUUCAGUUUUAUCUUUGCAGUUAUUUGAAGAUUUUGAAUUUUUGAAA
This is a messenger RNA of Vitis vinifera (wine grape), 1638 nucleotides long. Its product is annotated as UDP-glycosyltransferase 91A1. The record is from RefSeq and is a predicted model, not a curated record. Gene Ontology annotation, molecular function: UDP-glycosyltransferase activity. The transcript has a single exon. NCBI's taxonomy places the organism in Eukaryota, Viridiplantae, Streptophyta, Magnoliopsida, Vitales, Vitaceae. The coding region runs from base 32 to 1474 and encodes 480 amino acids.